CCUUCAUGAAUAGGAAAGUGAAAGAAUCUGUAUAAAGCAGUCCACCAGUUCUGUCACGAGUAGUGCUGUGGAGGAACUGGCUGUAGAGCAAAUUUGCAGAAUUGACAGGAAUACAUAGAAAGCAGGAGCCAUGCCGCUAGUGGGUCCUUCACCAAAGCCAGGCGACUUGAUUGAAUUUUAUCGCACUCUUUAUCAGCACUGGGGAAUAUAUGUUGGAGAGGGCUAUGUUGUCCAUUUAACAGAUCAGGAAGGCUGGUCUAGCCUGUCAUCUGCAUUUGGGGCCUCUGCAGUUGUCAGAAAAGAUCGUCUAGAGGAUGUUGCAUAUGGAUGCAGUUAUAAGGUUAAUAACAAAUAUGAUGAGAAAAUCCAGCCAUACCCUCGUGAAAAGGUGGUGCGGGCAGCACUAAGGCUGGUGGGUCAGACCAUGCCAUACAGUUUGACCAGUGGCAACUGUGAACACUUUUCAACAGAACUGCGAUAUGGAAAAGGUUUCUCUGAUCAGGUAGAUAAUGCUGUAUGGUACUCAACUGCGGCAGCCGCAGGAGGAGUCCUUGUUGCUGCUGCAGCACUCUCCACCACAGCUAUUACAAGAAGCAGAAGACAAAAUCAAUGAAAACAAGAUAAAUGAGCAGUUUGUGUGGGGUGCUUUAGAAAUGAAAAUUUAUAUAUAAUGUAUAGGCUACUUUCACACUUGUGGUAGCCUUUUCCGGCAGGCUGUUCCAGCAGGGGAACAGCCUGCCGGAUCCGUGCUACCGCAAUUCCACUCCGGCCCCAUACACUAUAAUGGGGGCGGGCCGGAGGUCUUGCAGUAGCACGGAUCAGGCAGGCUGUUUCCCUCGCCAGAACAGCCUGCCGGAAAAGGCUACCGCAAGUGUGAAAGUAGCCAUAUAUGUGUAUCAUCAGCAUUGGGUUUGUAUGUCCUUCCUAUUUUGUAAAGACAUUAAAACUUGUGCAUG
Messenger RNA from Bufo gargarizans (Asiatic toad), 956 nucleotides. RefSeq names its product phospholipase A and acyltransferase 2-like. Bases 131 to 613 code for a protein of 160 amino acids. NCBI's taxonomy places the organism in Eukaryota, Metazoa, Chordata, Amphibia, Anura, Bufonidae. The transcript is spliced from 5 exons. Gene Ontology annotation, biological process: N-acylphosphatidylethanolamine metabolic process. Gene Ontology annotation, cellular component: cytoplasm. The record is from RefSeq and is a predicted model, not a curated record. Gene Ontology annotation, molecular function: glycerophospholipid phospholipase A1 activity; A2-type glycerophospholipase activity.